AUGUCACGACCUGUCACGUUCGAGUAUCUUUCAUGUGCAGUCAACCGGACGUCACAUAUUGCAGAAUGGAUUCAAUUGCAUGAUGUGCACGAUGCACUUGUAUUUGGUGUCCACAAGUCCGUGGCGAUGUGGUUCGAUCCUAGCGGGCACGAAACGCCGGCCUCGUCGACGUCUGCAUCGAACACAACACGGUCCGCACCGAUUCCUAAGCUGCAUUUAUGGCCCACGCAGUUCCAGCAACUGGUCCAUGUUCUCAAAGUAUGGCACUUGCAUCAUGAUGUGCCGCAUCUUCUCAUGGGCUCGUAUGAUGGUGCCUUGGAAAUGUGGCGCUGGUCUGCUGAUGACUGGCAGUGGACGAGUGAGGCCUUCAUUCCUCGUGCACACAAUGCAUCCGUAACAGCUAUCGGUGUGCCGCGUGACGUACACUCAUGCGAGUAUGCGCCGCGAGAGUUUGUGACAGGCGGCUCAGACGCAUUGCUGCAUGUCUGGUCGUGCUCUUCGCAAUCGGUAUCGACAUCGGCAACGGAACCAGUCCAGCCGCAGAUUGUACAGACGAUCGAUUUGUGUGGUGCGUAUCCUUUGGAUAUUGCCCUCGUUCGCCUGCCACACACACAGACGACGCUCAUGGCCGUUGCCUUAACUGACCGGCGCAUCUCCUUGUACGUGCGCUCGGAUGGCGGCUCUUUCACACUCCAGCUGCGGCUGGAUGGUCAUGAAGAUUGGGUGCGUGCGUUGGAUUUCACUGUUGCGUGGCCGCAUGUGUGGCUGGCAUCUGCCGCGCAGGACCAGCACGUUCGGCUAUGGAAGUUGUAUGCAGAGGAACAAGCGGCACAAGCGAUGCAGGAAUCACAAGCACCACCUCCAGACUUCUUUGAGGCUAUGGCACGUGAGUUGAUGCCGAAUGACCAAGGCAUCAAAACCAAAACGGAAUGGCUCACUUUGCCAGGGGAGCGGUGGGGUAUCUCGCUAGAUGCCUUGCUUCUGGGACACGAUGCAUGGGUGACAGAUGUUCGCUGGGUCCCGAACAAGCAGGGUCAAGAGGCAACGCAACGAGCAGCUCUGCUUACAAGUUCCGUGGACAACAGUGUUAUUGUGUGGACGCCGGAUGCUUCGUCGGACUGGCCUAAGCUGACGGACGCGUCCGCUGCUGAGCAAUCGAUGUGGCUCCCGGCGCAUCGUUUGGGUGAUGUUGGCAGUAUGAGUGGCGGCUUCCUGGGCGCACAUUGGCGACCACACGCGACUGACAUAAGUGUGAUAUCGCACGAUCGGCAAGGUGCCGUGCAUCUUUGGAAGAGGACGGCCAUGCAUAAGUGGGAGCCGCAGGCAACGAUCUCAGGACAUGCAGGCGCUGCUCGGGAUGCUGCAUGGGAGCCAAAUGGUGAUGCGUUCUUGACAGUCGGUGUUGAUCGUACGACGCGACUGCAUGGUACGUAUCUGCAUGAUGAGACUCGGUCGUGGCAUGAGCUUGCCCGGCCACAGACGCAUGGCUACGACAUGCAGGCUGUGUCAUGGCUUGAUCGAACAUCUUUUGUGAGUGCUGCAGACGAGAAGAUCCUUCGCGUGUUUGCCGCGCCUGCGUCAUUCUUGGACAGUGCAAAUGCGUGUCGAAUGUGGCAGACCAGCCAUCAUCGUCGAGUGACACAUGUGCUGGCGCUCAGUGUUCACAGUCCCGAUCAGUGGUAUGCAGGGCCCAAACUGCGGAGAGCCAUCGAGGCGGUCAUGACACAGGCCCGUUCAAAAUGCUUGUCUGUCGUGAUCUGGGCUGGCACAGAUGCCAUUUCUAUGUCGGGUGCGGAGCAUUUGCUUCAGUGCGUAUACGCACAGGCAUGGGCAUGGGCCGUGCGACGAAAUGACUUGCUGUGGGACAUUUCGGUGUAUGUAAUCCCUGCGUCAUCGGAUAGUGAGCAUGGGGCUCAUUUGUGGACGCAAUGGUCUGUGGCCCAUGCGCCCAUUGCGUCGCUUUCCACACUCGAUGAUCCGGCUUUCGACGUGCAUGCCCCGACGCUUACGCACGACGUGACAUGCCCACUCACGCGCUUGCCGCUCGAUGUCGAUGCGUCCACGGCUAUUGAUCCGGCGCAGCAGCAGCAGCAGCCACAACAACAACAACAACAACAUGUCUCUGUGUGUGGUGAUACGGCUGUGCUGGGAGGCACGUUCGAUCACUUACACAUUGGACACAAACUGUUACUAAGUAUGGCCAUUCUCAGUGCGCGGAAGGAGCUGCUCGUAGGCGUCACGAGUACAGCGUUGCUAGUGAAUAAAAAGCACCGCGAGUAUAUUGAGCCGCUUCACGUACGAAUGGCACAUGUACGUGCAUUUGUGCGUGAUCAGUGCACGGCCCUUGGCAAGUCGCUGCAGCUGUGUGUGGUGCCGAUCUCUGAUCCAUGCGGGCCAGCGGCGACACAACCGGACCUUGAUGUGCUCGUUGUGACGGACGAGACGGUGCGCGGGGCAGACCUGAUCGCUGAAGAACGCCGGAAGAACGCAUUGCGUCCACUCCAGCUGUACACCGUGAGACUCGUGCAAGGAGACAACUCGACGGCCGACGCGUCAGUCAAAGCAAGCAGCACAGACAUCCGCGAGUGGGUCGCACGGAACAACAUCAAGCCUGGUGAUGAGUACGAGGCGGCUGUGCGCGAUUCUUCGACGACCACGCCGACGCAACCCUCGCUCUCGCUUUCGGAACGCGCGCCGGCUGCCCAUGUGCCACCAUUGGGCACUCUCGAAUCGGGCCACUGA
This is a messenger RNA of Malassezia globosa CBS 7966, 2742 nucleotides long. RefSeq lists its product as uncharacterized. Gene Ontology annotation, biological process: tRNA wobble uridine modification; biosynthetic process. Bases 1 to 2742 code for a protein of 913 amino acids. Lineage: Eukaryota; Fungi; Basidiomycota; Malasseziomycetes; Malasseziales; Malasseziaceae. Gene Ontology annotation, molecular function: protein binding; catalytic activity. Gene Ontology annotation, cellular component: elongator holoenzyme complex. The record is from RefSeq and is a predicted model, not a curated record. The transcript has a single exon.